AUGCGGAGACGAGCUGAUAGCCCUCCCGGGCCCGUGGGCACUCAAGAGUCUCACCAGGCAAAGCGUCAGAGGCGCUCCUCGGCUUCGCGAUCUGCUUCACCCGAAGCUCGCCGGUCCGCAACUUCCCCCCGCAUCAUCCGCCAAUCCUCGCCCUCUCGUCCAUCCUUACCUCCACUUCACCCUCUUACGCAAUCUGGACAAAGCGGCGCCGGCCCUGCCAGCUCUUCUGGCGGUCCCGGAAGCACAUCCGGAGCAGGCGGCACGGGCGGAGCGUCCAGCACCGGAGGAGACCGGCCGUCUCCGGCGGCGUCCACUGCCUGGCAUGGCGAGGGCAGGGGACCAGGUGGGCAACCCUGGCGCCCGAACUGGCAGACGCACAAGAAUAGGCAUUCGCUCGACGCUCCGCGCAGCGUCAACAUCAAGUCGCACUCGCCGGGCUCGUCGCCGGAGCGGGAGCGCCCAUCGGCUGAGAAAAGUGGGGCCUCCGAGGGCAGGUCCGAUCAACAACCGGCAAGCGGAUCUGGACCGACAAACGGCCCGGAUGUCGUCUUUACGCGAGAUGUGACUAAUCGACAACCGCGCAGUAUGAUGGCAUGUGUCCGCUGUCGUCGUCAAAAGAUGAAGUGUGAUGGACCUGGAAAGGAACCGUGCCGUGGAUGCCGACAGGCAGGCGUGCACUGUGUCUUUGAGUCUCGUGCGCGCCCGAAAUCUAUUUCGACCUUGCCGUCCCGUGCGUCGCCAUUCUUCGCUGGGUCAUUGCCGCCUGGAAGGGGAGGAACCCCCGGUACCGGCGGGCCCUCGUUCUACCCUGGUGCCAGCCAGCCGGCACCCCCAAUCACCUCGCGUCCGGCUCUUGGCCCGGGAGACUAUGCCGUGCGCGGUGUGCGUGAGCCUAUGCCACCGCCGCCCAACGCGAGCAUUUCGUCGCUCGCUUCCGUGGCGGCCGGUGCGGUCCCGUAUCCUCCGCCUCUGCGACCGCACUCGCCGCCCAUGCACGCCCAAGGAGGCCCGCCACCGGGCCAGCCGCCUUACUUUGCAGGCCCUCCUCCCGUGUCUGGACCGCCUGUGGAGGCCCUCCCUGGGGCAGUGGCCGCAAUUCAGACAACGCUGGGUACCCUUCUUCGCGCGCAGGACGCUCUCGCGGCGCAGCUUGCGGGUGGCCAGAACCCCGCGUACAGCGGCGCGCAGCCUGCGGGCGGGGCUCCUCGCGCACCGGUCGAUGUGCCUGACCAUGUCUGGGAGAGCUACCGUGUCGGAGCGUGGCCUCUGACGCCUUGGCUGCCUGGCAUUUCGCCCAUGGCGGCUCUUCCUGGGCUAGUGCUGGAAUGUCUCGGACAACGGGCAGCUGUUGAGCGGACCGAGCAGAACCGUCGCGAGGCGGAUCUUGCGGCCGAUGCCGUGUCUGCCGAGAUUGGUCGCCUACUCUCAGCCAAGGUGCCCUGGACGCGUGACGAGGUCUUGUCGCUCGGCGUAUAUGCGACGUGGACCAGCGACCAGGCGCUCGGAUGCCUGUCGACAGGUCUCGCCCGAGACCUGCAGCUCGACCGCCCGCACACGCUUCGGAAGAGCCACGACGAGUGGCGGGAAUGGAUCUACGUUGUCUUGGCAGACCACAUGCUGCACCUGCCGGACUUCAACGUGCCGAUCGUGCAUGAGCCUGUGGCUGCGCAGUGGCGUGAGCUCGUUUCAGCCAGCCAGCCAGGCGAUCCCUCGACACACGACCGGGACUCCAAGCUGCUUGGCUGGCUCGAGUUCUCCGAGAUUCUGAUCGAGAUUCAGAGCAUGCAGCGUGCUGCGCGACUGCCGGGUGAGGCGCCGCCCUCGCCCCCCGGUCGCGACAGUGUUCUGCCAGACCCUGCGGACCAGGCUGCCGUCGACAGACUGCGUGCGCGUGCGCGCGAGAUCUGGCGCCGUUCGGCAGCCAAACUCGAGGCAUGGGCAUCAAGCAACGGAGCGCGCCACGACCCCGUCCUGACGCUGUACUACCACUACGCGAUCCUGUACGCGGCGUCGCCCGCCUUCACCGCCGACCGGAACGUGUGGCUCGCCAUGUCCUCGACCUCGGAGGGAUAUCAGCAACUCGAGCGCGGCCGCGAGGCAGCCCUCGCCAUGCUCUCCGCCCUGGGUUCGCCCGAGAUCAGCCGCACGCUCGCCUACAGCUUCACGGUCCUGAAGCCGCUGUACGGCCUCGCGAUCCUGCACCUCGUAAGCAUGGCCGCGACGCUGGGCCACCUGCCCAUCAUCAGCGUCGGGCACGUCGAGACGCUCCUGCGUUCCGUCAUUGACCAGCUCGUCGACAAGGGCGGCCCUGGGCCCGCCAAGGCGCCUAUCGCCCCCGGUCUGCAGCAGAGCCUCACGCUCGACAUGGUCGAGAAUGGCUCGGUUGCGGGGUUGGGCAAGAGGGAGGUGCUGGGCCAGGAACCGUGCAAGGAGCUGUGGAGGAAGCUGCUGGGCUGA
Molecule: messenger RNA, 2457 nt
Organism: Trichosporon asahii var. asahii CBS 2479
Lineage: Eukaryota; Fungi; Basidiomycota; Tremellomycetes; Trichosporonales; Trichosporonaceae
Exons: 4
Coding region: 1-2457 (818 amino acids)
Biological process (GO): regulation of DNA-templated transcription
Cellular component (GO): nucleus
Molecular function (GO): DNA-binding transcription factor activity, RNA polymerase II-specific; zinc ion binding; transcription cis-regulatory region binding
Source: RefSeq, a predicted model, not a curated record